AUGAACACGGAAACACAAAUUACCGUUAAUAAAGCUUCUGAAGUCAAUGAAAUUUUACCUAGUUUUGAAAAUUCUGAAGUCGGCAAUACUUUUUCUAGCUCUGAGAGUUCCGAUUAUGUCUUUAAUAAGGAGUUUUCUGGUUCCGCCGGUGGUUUUUGGUUUCCUGGUUCUGGUCCCAGGUUGUCUAAUUAUGUCUUUGAGGAAUUGCCUGAUUUUAUGAGUUCCAGGUCUAUGAAUGUUGUGGUUGGCUCUGUGCAUUUAGGGUUAUCUAGUUUCGAAGAUCCUGGGCUUAAAGACGUUGUGAAUAAUUUUGCGCAUUUAGAAUUGUCUGGUUCAGAUUUCAGGCUUAAUAAUUCUUUGGCUAAUUCUGUACAUUCAGGAUUGCCUAGCUUGGAUUCUGGGCCUAAUGAUACUUUGACUAAUUCCAUUAAUUUAGAAUUAUCUGAUAUGAAUUCUGAGUCCUUCGAAGAACUUUUGCUUAGAACAGUUGAUAAUCAUGAAAAUAAGACGAUUCAUCAUAGCUCAACAAAGUUAAUACUAAAGGUGGGGGACUGUUUUACUGAUUGGGAUGCUGUACAAUGUGCAGUAGAUAUAUAUUCAAAGCAACACGGUUUUAUAGCCGUUAAGUUUCAUAAAGAUCUUGAUGCAGUAGACAAAUCUAUCAUUCGACAUCGUGAUUAUGUUUGUUGGAAAGCUGGCAUGAAUAAAGCAAAAAAGUGGAGGACUAUUACUAGCUUGAAAAAUAAACACGAUCAUCUAUGUGAUCCAGAAACCAUCGAAUUAUCACCAAAACAUUCACAGUUUCCACAAUCUAUGUUGGAUAAAAUUAGAGACUAUAUUAUUGUUGGUCGGUUAAGUGCCGGACAACAGUAUGAUCUUCUUACAAAGGAAUUUCCUGACCAAUACAUUAAGGAAAAAAAUUUAUACAAUGCCAUUGGCAAAUUUAGAGGUGUGAGAAUUCAUGAUCAAUCUGAUGCGGCUGCAAUGUUAUCAUACCUUCUAAGCAGAGAGAUCAAGACGUCAAAACUUCGUGGUGAUAUGGUUAAUAAUUUUAUUAAUAAAUUUUAUCAUCUGAGAAAUAGUCACACUCAAGAAGAAUUUGAAUCCUGGGCAAAGUAUGCCACUUCAAAAAUGUUUACAGCUGGUGUCGAAUCGACACAACGUGUUGAAUCUAUAAAUAGUGUACUCAAAAAACACCUUGAUCAGAGUAUUCUGUUGAAAGAGUUGGUAAAAACACUUGAACAAGAGUUAGAAAAAGAGUCUCACUAUACAUGUAUUAGAAAUUAUUAUGGAUCAAAUCCAUCAACCGGCCUUCCUUCAACUUAUAAAACUAUUUUUAAAGAUAUCGAUUCGGUAUUAAUGAAUCACUUGGCACCUACACCACUAUCGCUUCAGCGAGCUCAAAUGAAUCAAGCUUUGUUGUAUCAAGGGGCGUUAAUUACAAAUGAACAAAUUAAGGAAUACGAUAUUGAGGCUGAUAGUACAAUCGAACAUCUGUAUGAUGUGCCUCAAAUCCGAUUACAAGAGCUUCUAUUAGGUGUACCGAAUAAUGAAGUACAAGAAACUUGGGAGGAAUACCGUGCCGUCACCAAUACCGGGUUUUAA
Molecule: messenger RNA, 1605 nt
Organism: Racocetra fulgida
Lineage: Eukaryota; Fungi; Glomeromycota; Glomeromycetes; Diversisporales; Gigasporaceae
Source: the annotation of a GenBank genome assembly